CUUGUUCUGCACGCUCUUGAGAUCCUUCUGCAACCUGUCAUUAAUCGUGGUGAAGAUGAGUCUGUCGUCACCUAUCGUCAGUCUGGGCAUUGGCCUUGCUGCGCUCUUCAUCGUUAAUACCAUCCUGAGCAAAUCCAAGAAUGCCAACAGUCAUCCUCUCCCACCAGGUCCCAAGGGACUCCCACUGGUGGGAAAUUUGAGCGACUUGCCCAAACCGGGUGUGCUUGAAGCACAUCACUGGCUGAAGCACAAGGAGCUUUAUGGCCCAAUCAGCUCGGUAACGGUGAUGGGGCAAACCUUGGUCAUUGUUAACGAUGCGGAUCUCGCAUUUGAGCUAUUGGAAAAGCGGUCGGUGAAGCAUUCCUCUAGACCGAGGCAGAUAUUCGCCGGUGAAAUGCUGGGCUGGGAGAAUUCCCUUGGACUUUCUCAGUAUAAUGAUCGUUUCCGAACCUACCGCAAGAACAUGAGCCGCAUUAUCGGCUCCAAAACGGCGGCGGCGCAGUACGAUAAUUUGCAAGAAGCUGAAGCUGGUCACUUUCUACUCCACGUUCUGGAGAAGCCGGAAAACUUUGUAAAUGAAAUCAGAAAGGAGGUCGGCGCAGUCAUAUUGAAGAUUGUCUACGGUUACACGGCGGAGCCUUUCAAGAAUGAUGUUCUUGUUGACAUAGCUGGUGAUGCCAUGGACAAAUUUGCGCGCGCUGGUGUUCCUGGGGCCUUCAUGGUCGAUAUGAUGCCAUUUUUGAGAUAUCUCCCCGAAUGGAUCCCCGGUGCUGGGUUCCAGAAAACUGCUCGACAGUGGGGAGCCGAGCUCAUUGACGUGAUAGAGAAGCCGUAUGCGUUUGUGAAGCACCAGAUGGCCCAGGGCAAAGACGACUCGUCGUUUCUCUCGCGACUGCUGGAGUCGGGCGACGAUACCCCACAGGAGAAAUUCACCAAUAAAUGGUCGGCAAUGUCCUUGUACACCGCAGGAGCUGAUACCACCGUAUCGGCGCUUGCAUGCUUUUUCCUAGCCAUGACGGUCUUUCCGGACGUCCAGAGGAAGGCACAGGAAGAGAUUGAUCGAGUCAUCGGUCGCGAUCGCCUGCCCAACUCGUCGGAUCGUCCAAAUUUGCCCUACAUCGAUGCCACGGUGAAGGAGGUUCUCCGCUGGCACCCUGUGGCGCCAAUGGGACUUCCCCACACAAGCACCGCGGAUGACAUCUGCGAGGGGUAUUUUAUUCCCAAGGAUUCCAUGGUGUUUCCAAACGUCUGGCACUUCACGCAUGACCCAGAAGUCUAUGACGAACCCAUGUCCUUCAAUCCUGGUAGAUUCUUGGAAACCGAUGGCCACGAGCCGGCACCGGAUCCGCACAAGUUUGUGUUUGGCUUCGGACGCCGCAUUUGCCCCGGGCGCAUUCUGGCCGACAACGCCUUGUACCUUACCAUUGCACAAUCUCUGGCGGUCUUCAGCAUCAGCAAAGGCUUGGACAAUGGGGAAGAGGUUGAAUCUCAGAUCCGAUUCACGCCAGGCGUUGUCAGCCACCCGGAGCCCUUCAAGGCUCAGAUCCAGCCACGAUCCCCUCACCACGAGAAGUUAAUCCGAUCCAUUGAACAGCAGUUUCCGUGGAAGGAGAGUGAUUCAGAGGUUCUAGAGAGCAUGAAUUACUAAAUUGUAGGGUUCGAGAACAUGUGUUAUUCUGGAGGCGUUGGUCAAGGUCUUGUCGCGACAAGUACAUUGCGUCAACGCAUGUCGCUCACUGACGCAAUGAGGGGCCGUUACAAUGUCCGUGGCCUCUUUGUAUACUUCACACGAUAAUAGUUUAAGUUAGUCAGAUACGGUCUCUGAGAGUAUUAUUAUCAGUAUUGCUAUUCACAUAGGUCCAUCUUGCUAUUCGUACAAAC
Ilyonectria robusta is the source of this 1881-nucleotide messenger RNA. Its product is annotated as cytochrome P450. NCBI's taxonomy places the organism in Eukaryota, Fungi, Ascomycota, Sordariomycetes, Hypocreales, Nectriaceae. The record is from RefSeq and is a predicted model, not a curated record. The transcript has 7 exons. The coding region runs from base 56 to 1648 and encodes 530 amino acids. Gene Ontology annotation, molecular function: heme binding; iron ion binding; oxidoreductase activity, acting on paired donors, with incorporation or reduction of molecular oxygen.